This is a messenger RNA of Rhineura floridana, 10937 nucleotides long. It is a transcript of the gene VCAN, whose product is annotated as versican. The coding region runs from base 362 to 9913 and encodes 3183 amino acids. The record is from RefSeq and is a predicted model, not a curated record. Gene Ontology annotation, molecular function: calcium ion binding; hyaluronic acid binding. NCBI's taxonomy places the organism in Eukaryota, Metazoa, Chordata, Lepidosauria, Squamata, Rhineuridae. Gene Ontology annotation, biological process: cell adhesion. The transcript is spliced from 15 exons.
GCCCUCCUCUCGGAGAGGCAGGGCAGGGCCCCUCCUCUGGAGCGCUGACGGUACCAUGAUAUAAUAAUGAUGGGUGGCGGAACUCGCAUUUGAACUUGCAGGCAAAGCGGGGCUGGGUGCUUCUCUCUCCUGGAGCUCUCCAGCCGGACUUCGCAGCCUGGAACCAGGUGCUCGCCACGGGGGCGGGGGCGAGGAGAAAAGCCCGAGCCUGGACCAGCCACUAAGCAAAGGACUUUCAGGAGGGCACUUCUGGAUUAACAGCACGCUCUGGUGUGUGUAUGUGGGGGUUAUUUUUGCUCCUUCCCCCCUUUUUGAUUUUUUUUUGGGCAGUCUCUACAAUAAACUACUUUGAAAGGUCAAGAUGUUAAAAAAUAUCUUAUGGAUUUAUUGGACUUUAGCCAUAACAUACGCACUCCGCAAAGUUAAACUGGAAAAAAGCCCACCAGUGAAGGGCUCACUCGCUGGAAAAGCCAUCCUCCCUUGCUUCUUUUCAACCUUGCCUACUUUGCCUCCUAGCUAUCACAAUACAAGUGAAUUUCUCCGGAUUAAGUGGUCGAUGAUUGAACAGGAUAAAGGUGGAAAAGAUCUAAGAGAAACCACUGUUUUGGUGGCCCAAAGUGGGAAUAUUAAGAUAGGGCAAGGCUACAAAGGCAGGGUGUCGGUUCCAAGCCACCCAGAAGACAUUGGUGAUGCAUCAUUAACUAUGGUGAAGUUGCGGGCAAGCGAUGCUGGGGUUUACCGCUGUGAUGUCAUGUAUGGAAUUGAAGAUACCCAAGAUGUUGUCUCAUUGACUGUGGAUGGUGUUGUGUUUCACUAUCGAGCAGCAACCAGUCGGUACACCCUGAAUUUCAAGCAGGCUCAGGAGGCUUGUUUGAAGAAUGGUGCUGCUUUAGCAAAUCCUGAUCAGCUGAAAGCUGCGUAUGAAGAUGGAUUUGAGCAGUGUGAUGCUGGCUGGUUGUCUGAUCAGACUGUCAGAUAUCCCAUCAGACAACCAAGAGUUGGCUGCUAUGGAGACAUGAUGGGCAAGGAAGGAGUCAGAACCUAUGGAUAUCGUCAUCUUAAUGAAACCUAUGAUACCUAUUGCUAUGUAGGAAGCUUAAAUGGUGAUGUAUUCUAUAUUACUUCUCCCAACAAGCUAACCUUUGAAGAAGCUAAAGAUCAGUGUGAGGCAAACGGUGCAGUUCUUGCUUCCGUUGGUGACCUGCAUGCUGCCUGGAGAAAUGGCUUUGAUCAAUGUGACUAUGGCUGGCUGGCUGAUGGCAGCGUGCGCUAUCCUGUUUCUGUGGCAAGAAUCCAGUGUGGUGGAGGCUUACUUGGUGUGCGAACCUUGUAUCGCUAUGAGAAUCAAACAGGCUUUCCUUCACCAGACAGCAGAUUUGACGCCUACUGCUUUCAACCUAAGGAGAAUAUAUCUGAUUCUGCAUCUGUUGAACUGAAUAUACCUUUGGAAAGUGGAUCUGCCAAUUUAUUAACUGACCUAAUACCUUCUAAAGCUGCACUUCACCCUCCUAUCUCUUCAGUCACACAAGAAGUGACUAAGGCAGAACAGGAAGAGAAGGUACCUAAGCAGAUUGUUAGUUUAUCCACCAUUCUACCUCAGACUGUUACAGACUUCUCUGAUUCGUCAGAAGAGAUGGAAGCAGGUAUUGUACCAAGUGACCUAGUAGUGAUUUCACCCACACAAGACGGCUCUGACCUCAGCGAGGAAAGCUCAGAAAGUCAGACUGAACAAAUAGAGGUGGGACCAAUAAGAACUUCUGUAGAUGCUCUACUGAGAAAUAACUUCAGUGAACCUGUAGAAACAGAGACUUCUGUUAGUUUAACAAAGGAAAAAACUCAUUAUGUCAUCGAGCCCACAAAAAAAUCAAUGGAAGCAAAAAGUGACGUAAAACUCACAACUGUUGUCAUCCCCAAACAGCUGAUCCCUGAUCAUCAUGAACCUAUAGAGCAGGAUAACAACAAUAUUAUGCCUGAUCAGAGGCCAGUUGUCUCUAGCAGCACUCUGGUGCCAGAUGAAAAUAUAGUGUCAACAACCUUCUUAGCUGAAAAUGCUACAUCUACCCCAGGUGUAACAGUAACUUCAUUUGAAAGUAAAACACCAACAAGUACAGGAUAUACAAAGAGUGAUGAAACACCAGUUUUUGCAGCAACUGAUAGAACCAAGGUAGUACACAUUGACUCCACAGGGAAAGUAGGGCAUACAGUGGCCACCACUGAAUUAGAUGAAAGUAAAGAUUCUAUAAGACUCUUCCCCACACACCCAAUUUUAGAUCUAGAUAUGACUUCAGUAUCACCAAUUGAAAGGAGCACAACAUCCUUUACCUCUGAGUUAGGCUCUGUGGAGUUAGCAAGGACCAUAGUGCCAGGGGUUUUCACUAAAAUUGAAGAAGAUGAAGUGUCAAGACAUCAUGACAUAAUAGCACCUACGCCAGAGAUGCAACGAGAAAAAACUGAAGGAACUGUAAAUGAGAAAUAUGAUUGGACUUUUGAAGGGAGUUCUGCUGAGCAUCAACCAGAUUUAGGAGUUCCCAGACAAAUAACUACUAUACCCUUAGCAGUGGAUACUGAAGAUAUAUCAGGCACAGAAACAGUUAUAUCUACAGAUGCAACAAAGAUGGUAACUCCUACUGUAAUAUCAAAGAAGGAGCCUGGCAUUUCCCUGGUUCCUGAAACCUCAGUAGAUAAAAUUGCUAAAGAUGUGGUCACUGUUACUAUUCAUACAACAACAGAGGUUACAACCGUUAUUCAAGAGGAACCUGGUACUAGAGAUCAAGCUAUGGAAAAACUGGCUACUAUCCCAGACUCCAGGCUAAUGGUUUCAAUGUUGCCUUUGUCACCUGAACAUGACAUAGCUGCUGAAGGAUCUGCAUAUGAAGAAAAAUAUGCAACUACUAAAGCUUUGGGCCCAGGUGUGAAAAUUAGAAUUUAUGAAACCAUCACAAAGCCCGAACUGUCUCCUGGAAUGGAUGCCAUCACUGAACAUAAGUUAAAGACUACUGAUGUUCCUCCCACAAUGGCAAGCACAGAAAGUGAAACCAGAGUGCCCACAAUCAAAUUUGUAGCUCCCUUUCCUACAGAAGCUGUUGUUCCUGUCACUGAAAAAUCUGUCGAUGUGGAAAAAGUACAGACUCUUACGACUCAUAGCCCAGAAGGUUCAGGAACAACAGAAGAGGCGAUAGGAACGGAACUGGUUUUGUUCUCAGCUAUUGCAACAAGUAAACCGACGAUGGUAAGUGGCAUAGCCACAGCCACCAUUGCUCCGGUAGAUAAGAUCCUACCUACUUCACCAUCCAAGCCUUUAAUUACCAAAACACAGCCACCUUUAAUUGACAGGGAACCUGAUGAAGAUACGAGCAAAGACAUGGUAAUAAUUGAGGAAUCUAUUACUCCCAUUAAAACCACUACUGAUGAUGAUUUUACAGGCAAGAUGGUAGAGCAAGAAAUUGAUACAGAAUAUUUCACAUCAUCAAGGGUUACUGCAGCUGCACAGCCUACAGGACCACCCACUGAGGUUUUAGAGUCUCAAGAGGAGCCUCCUUCUACUUCAGAUGCUGACACAGAGGUGGAAAGCAGACCUGGCAUAAAAGUUUUUGUUGUUGCUAUCUCAGGCAAUGAUACAGAUCCAUUGCAUGGCGCUUGGGAUUUAUUUGAUUACCAAGUUCAUCCCCAUGAAAGAGAUGAACACCCUACAGAUUCUGAAUCGACACAUGAUGAACCCUGCACAGCAACUCCUGAUGAAGAAUCUGCAGAAAUUCUAAUUCUGGACCCUAUAUUCUACCCAGAAAUAUAUAGUCUUGGGGAAGAAGAAGGAGAGGACGACUGUGAGAAUAAUACAGAUGUCACAACUCCACCUGCUUUGCAGUUUAUCAAUGGAAAGCAGCAGGUGACCACUGUACCUAAAGAUACAAAAGCUGAAGAAGCAAGGAGUGACCAAAUUGAAAGUUUAGCACAUUCAAAAAAUGUAACAUUUUCACACAUUAAUGAAACUAACAUAGUGUCUGAAAAUGAGGUGUUUGCCACAAUGCAGCCAAAUGACUCCACAGAAAUUGUAGGAGAAUCAACAACACAGAAGCUAACAGCAGAAUCUGCCAUAACGGAACUGGUCUUUAGUGGAGAUUCUGAAGUUUCUACUACAGAUAAAAUCCUGGAAAUAACAUCUCUACAUGGCCAGUCUUUACCAGACACUACAGAGAAAUUAACACAAUCUGGAACUGAUUUUUAUCAAAUCUCAAGUAAGCACCCUGGCAUUUUGUCUUUAAUUAAUGCAAAAUACUCUGGAGGUUUUACUACCAAGCCUGAGCCAAACAGUUACACCUUUUCACACUCAGUAAAAACACCACUAAAAGAUUCUAAAAGGUUCUCUGCUGCAACUUCUGCUCCAAAUGGACAACCUGCUUCCAUAGGCACUGAAAACAGUGCAACACUAGAAAAUGCCAUUUCUGUUCUGCAAGUAGAUUAUAAAUCAACAAUUAGACCUGAUGUACUCUUUUCUGUCCAAAGUUCAAUAGAAGCAACCAGAAGUCCUGGUUCACUGAACAUACCAGAAGGCUCUGGAGAUGUUCAACAAGAGAAUUCUAAAUCUACAACUGUGGUUAUAAAAAUGGCAGGAACAGAAAAAAAUCCUGUUCUGGAAAUUUUGUCAGAUCAUGACAAACAUAUUCCUACCAAAAGCAGCCCUGGGGUUUCACAGCCUCCUGCAUCUUUGUAUAAAGAGACUAGUCUUAUGCUUGAACAAAGUUCUGUAGAAGCUAUUACUACCCAAUCUAUUACUGAAUUAAUUUUGAACUCUUCCAAAAAUGCAGUGGAAAUGAAGGAUGAUGAGAAAGAGAGUAAGAGCACCAUUUCUUCAACUAAGGAGUAUUCAACUGCUGUUGAAACAGAAAGGUUGCUCAGGGUUGUGAGCCAGGAAUCCAUAACUCUCACUAAAACUAUGUCAGUGACAGAUGCUCUACCUCUCAAAACCAAAGAGUCCACAGAGAAGAGAAUUCCCAUAGAUGAAGGAUCUGGGGAUGGUUCCACAGAUGUUUGGAGGAAACCUGGCACAGACAUACUUUUGGGGGGUCCCACAAACAAAGUGGUAAGUACUGACUCCCCAUUUAUUGAUCCAGAUUCUGGGAAAAUCGAUAUUAUCACUAAAGCUACUACAUUGACUUCAUUCCCAUUGAGGUCUGGACCUGGAAGCAUUGCUUCACAGUUGAAAGAGAUAGACAUGCUCAGUACAGAUGCAUCACCUUUGAAAUAUGCAGUAAUUAGUAAUCCCACAAUGCAAGUGUUAAGUACUGAAUCACAUGGGGGGGGCAUGGAAACUAAAACUGACGGUCAAGUAUCAAAUGAUGUAACUGGUAACCAAGAACCAGUAAAGCAUGACCUGGACACAGUCAUAUUGUUGCCAUUUAGUGAAAAGUCUGUUCCAGAAUCAAAUGAAGAAGUGAUAACAUCUUCUACAGCAGUGGAAGAGAAAACUGACAUGUUUGAGUUAUCUGGUGUGACAUCAUCUGUGGAAUCAACUGGAAGUAGAAGCAGUAUAGUAAUUUCUGCCAGUACUCCUACACUGUUGAAAGAUAAAAUUAUUUUGCAAGAAAGAGGUUCUGAAUUUUUAAUAAAUGUAACAAUAGAAUCUGCUCAACCAGAAAGUACAAUACACUUUUCUCCAACGACGUUUGCUGAGAAAAAUGACCUUGUGGAUGUGGGCUCUGGAGAGGAAUCAAGAGAUAGCAGAAGUAAUGUGGCACUUGUGCCUCAUGGUCCUAUAGAAGAAACAAUUAAUACUAAAUUUCCAUUGAUUGAACAAGGUUCUGGAGACAUAGGUUCUUUUACAGAUCCUCCUAUAAAAACAACUGUUUUAUCUCAACUGUUGGUAGAAAAACUUGGAGCUCAAACAAUAAAACAUGAAAGUGAAGAUAGCAACAUGACAUCUAGAUACCAGCUGUAUACAGAUGCGCCUUCAAAGUUAGACAUGCAUAGUGUCCACACCACCACAAUGACUUCAGCAAAUACAGAAAUGACAAGAGAAGUAUCUAUUGUAUCAAACAUGGAAGAAGAAACACCAGCUGAAUUGGAAACAAGAACUUUUACUACAAACCCUCGUUUGGAAGUUGAAAUUAAUUCUGAUGAAGAAACAGCUGCCAAAACCUCAGAAGAAAUGGCACAAACCUCUAGAAUGGUAACACAAGAAUCUUUCAUUAAAAGUACAGAACCUGUAACUGGACAGUCAGGAAUUUUAAGCAUUCUUCCAUUUAGCCCAAACACAGAAGAAAUUAAAUUUGAUGUUGCAUCUGGAUCUGGAUCUGUGCAAAAGACUCCCUCUCCAUAUGACAAAAUCCUCAUAACUGAGUAUAAAACAUUUCAAAAUAAAGUUGUAAGCACUUCACCAACAGCAGGAGAGAAAGAACUGUUGGUACAAAAUCUUUACCCUACUGAAGACAGCCACAAACCUUCCUCCAUGUCUAAAGGGUACCAGCCAGUAAGCAAAGCAAUCAGCAAUGCUCCAUUUUUCUCAGAACAAGGUUCAGGAGAUGCAGUCUUUACUGUUCCAUCUACUACUGUACCUGUAAGUUCUGCUAUAUUAAAAGACAGUGCAAACACAUUAACUAUUGAUAUUCUUCAUCCUAAAAGUUCAGAAGCAAGUUUUUCAGAGGAAAAAAUGAAAGAAUUUGACAGAUACCCUACUGAAACAAAUAAGAAUUAUAGCAAUGAACUUAAAUAUCCACAUACUAUAGCAGAAGGGUUCCCUGCAGCAAGAGACAAAAUAGGCCCUAGUGCAUCUACCCUAGGCACUGAAGUUUCUACAGUAAAGCAAAAGCAGCUCAUUCCUGAAAAUUCUCAAAAAGAUGAAAAUAGCAAUAAAGAUGGAGGAAAUACAAUAUCAUCAGCACCAGCUGCUGCUGAUAGAAUUUCCCAGGGGGAAGCCUCUCAAGUGAUGAAGCAUGAAGAUACAACUCCUGUUUCUGAAUCAUUUAUUGGAAGCCCUAUUCUUGGAAUAGCUAAAGCAUAUAACACCACCUCAAAAAUGGAAUUGUUGAGUGUAACUGUUCAUGAAGGAUCUGGAGAAGGUUCUGGCUGGUUGGACAUUACAGAAAAAUAUUCUGAAUCACCUACGUGGCUACCAGAAAAUGUGUUAUCUCAUACUCCUGGUGAAAACUAUUCAGAGUUUGUGAACCCAGCUGAAGCAAUAAAUGGAUCCCAAACGGUAUUGGUAUCAUCACCUGACCAUGAAGAAGAAAAACAAAUGCAAUCAAACUUGGAUAGUGAUCUUUCAGAGACAUUUGCAGAUGAAAGUUCCACAAACAGCAUAAAAGACUAUGAAGAACUUAUCCCACUGGCUGGUGACAAAAAAAAUUAUUCAGGGGAUAUUUCUAGCUUUACUGAUGCUAUUGGAGCAGGCCAUGGAUUAAUAUCUGAUGAAACAACAAUUAUAGAUUCUGAUCACUUGAUAUCAAAUACUGAGGAUAUAAGUGGCCAAACAAGUGUAGGUUCUAAGAGACACUCAACCUAUAGUAUUUAUACUUCCAUAAUGGAAAUUCAGAAUGCGACACCUUCAGUUACUUUAGUUGAUAAUAAAUCAGAUGGCUUUGGAGAUAGUCCGGGAAGUUCUGUAACCAAUAAGUUCAUAUAUAGUGAACCCAUGAUAUCUGAACCAACACCUACAUCAGAUGAUGUGGGUUCAGGAGAUGUCAUACCUUUCACAACAGAAACUCCUGUCACUCAAGAGCUGCCAAAAAUAUUCACUCUGCUUCCAACCAUGCCACUUCUUGUCAGAUCUACCAUGCCAGCUCCAUCCAGCUCCAAAAUUGAUGAAAAGGACAAAGAAUUAGAUUUUGAAACUAAACAUAUAGAUUCCAGAAAUAUGAUAGAAGACAACUCUGAAGUACAAACAUUGUCAGAUAACCAAGCAAUUGCUGAUGAAAGUGAAAUUGUUUCUACUCCUGGCUCUUCAAGUAAAGGACAAGUAGAGAUGGAUGAAAAGAAAUUUGUGGCUCCUUCCUCUGCACCACCAUACCUACUUGUUAAGCCAUGGCAAACUUUGACAACACACAAAUCUGAAGAAAGUGCUGUUACUGUACAAUUUGCUUCCCAAAGCGUAACACAUUCUGAAGAAACAAGUCAUAAGGAUUACAAAGGAAUGAAAAAAACUGCAGCCACAGAAUCCAUAGAAACAGAUCCAGAAAAAAUAUGUCAUGUAACUCAAUCGCCAAAAUUGCCUGUGACUGUCUAUUUACUCGAUAGAGCUUCUGAGUACCCUGAAGAAAACAUGCCAAGUACUUCAUCAUCAACUGACAACGACAAGCAUGAUUUGUUAUUGAUACAAACCUUUAGAGAAGCUAGUGCUGACAUUGCAGCAACUUAUAAACCUUCCCUGAAAGAUUCUUCAGGUAACACAGAGUUCCCAUUAGCAUCUACUCCCAAACUGGAAUCAGAAAGCAAGAUCACUGAAUCGACACUUACUUCUCAUAUAAAAUACAUGACAGAAAAGCCAGGAAGUUCAACAAAACUGAUUACUGCAGAAGAAACCACUGCUCCUGGAAAAUUUCUUUCAAAAGAUGAUAAACCAACAACCUUUAUACAUCCAGGAACUGAAAGUUUAGAAUCUAGCUCAGAAGAGGAAAUUUAUCCAGCGAAAGUGAAGGAGUUUAAUCAGUCAGAUGAAAAUAGUGCUGAUGGAGACUUGCCAUGGAUACGCACCACACCUUCUUCUAUUCCACAUGAAAGUAAAACAGGUGGAGUAUUUGGUGCUGAUGGGGAAGCCAAUAGUUGGCCAAUUUCACCCCCACCAUCUAUGGACGCAACUAUAGAAAUCCAGACUGCAACCAAAAACCCAGGUCCUGAAAACACUCCAGAAUAUAAUAAGCAGACAAACACAGGGGAUAUAGAUAGCAUUGAAUUUGUAACACCACCACUCUUACUUCUGGAUGUUACUAAUGGAUCAGAUUUCCUGAUUGGCACAGGUGGGGGUUCAGUCGAAGGCACAGCAGUUCAGAUCCCAGGCCAAGAUCCAUGCAAGAGUAAUCCAUGUCUGCAUGGGGGCACUUGCUAUCCACGUGACUCCUUCUACAUCUGCACCUGUAUGCCGGGUUUCAGCGGUGACCGGUGUGAAGUAGACAUUGAUGAAUGUCAAUCCAGCCCUUGCAGAAAUGGAGCCACAUGCAUUGAUGGUGUCAGUACAUUCACUUGCCUUUGUCUUCCAAGCUAUGUUGGAGGUCUUUGUGAAAAAGAUACUGAAACCUGUGAUUAUGGAUGGCACAAGUUCCAAGGGCAGUGCUACAAAUACUUUGCCCAUCGCCGCACAUGGGAUGCAGCCGAGAGAGAGUGCCGCCUCCAGGGAGCUCAUCUGACUAGCAUCCUGUCUCAUGAAGAACAGCUCUUUGUGAACCGAAUAGGACAUGAUUAUCAAUGGAUUGGCCUAAAUGAUAAGAUGUAUGAGAGUGACUUCCGCUGGACUGAUGGCAGCGUGCUGCAAUAUGAAAAUUGGAGACCAAACCAGCCAGACAGUUUCUUUUCCUCUGGAGAAGAUUGUGUUGUUAUGAUUUGGCAUGAGAAUGGCCAGUGGAAUGAUGUACCAUGCAACUAUCAUCUCACCUACACUUGCAAGAAAGGAACAGUUGCCUGUGGACAGCCACCAGUCGUAGAAAAUGCAAAGACUUUUGGGAAGAUGAAGCCUCGUUAUGAAAUUAACUCGUUGAUCAGAUACCACUGUAUAGAUGGUUUUAUCCAGCGCCAUGUUCCAAUCAUCCGGUGCCAAGGAAAUGGACGAUGGGAUUUGCCUAAAAUUACCUGCAUGACUCCAUCCUCAUUCCAAAGGACUUAUUCUAAGAAAUACUAUUAUAAACAUUCUUCACCAGGAAAGGGAAACUCAUUAAAUUCAUCAAAACAUUUUCACCGUUGGAUCAGGACAUGGCAGGAUUCAAGGCGCUGAAGGCACUCUGGUGAAAGUGAGAUGUUCGCCAUGCCAGCCAAAGUCCUAACUUAACUGUGCCUUUUAAAAAUCUAUUAUAGGAGUAUUACCAAGCAUUUUUGGAAAACUUAAGGACCUCAGAACUCACAACACAUAUCAGUGAUUGCUACAAAUGAAAAUUCGAAAAGGGAGUCAUAUCCAGCCUAUCUAUAGUAUGUCAAUUUCUAUAUGUCAUUGGUGAGGAACGUUAGAUUCUCUAUCCCAGCAUCCUAUAAUAAUUAAACUCUUCCAUUUUAGCACCAAUGAUAAUGUAAAUAAGAUGAUUUAAUGGUGUUUAAAUGUGUUUUGCGUUCAAAAAAACCUGUAUAUACAAUGAGAUGUCACACGUAAGUUCAGGCUUAUUUAUGGCUAUUUGGCCUCAGAGGUCUUUAAUCAUUUAUUUUGUUUGACUUGAGGUACUUCACUAGGCUGGAAAUAGUUUUAAAUUGCAGUCUGCUCUCUUUUUUGUAACCAUGGGAGAAAACGGCUAUGACAACCUGAGGAUGAACAACGAAAGUAGCAAAGGACACUGUUGAUUCCCCAUAGAGGUCCAUAGAGAACUGUGUGAUACAAACUUUGCAUAUAAGGAGCACAACAAGCAGGAAUGGCCCUGAACAAAGGACUGCAAUGUGGAACUUGACUUCUGUCCUUUCCAGCUUUGGCACUGAUUAAAAGGGACUUGCCUGGAGGACUUUUUUUUUUAAUGACAAGGAGGGCCUGUAGGAAUAAUAAUAAUAAAAGUGCUAAUACAAUAAAUCUCAACCAGGGCCACUUUUUAAAAAGAUGACUUUUACAACACUAACAGUGGGUCUAUGUUACAGGUCUCUGCAUUUUAAGAUGGAGAUAGAUAGACCUACAUUUUUUGUAAAAAAUAAAAUAAAAUAAAAAAAUGAAAAAGUAAAUAAUUUUGUAUAUAUAAAUAUAUAUAACCAUUUUAAUCCUUUUAUAAAGUAAUGAAUGUUUGUGUAUGAAUGCUGCAGCUGUGAAGCGUACCUAAAUAAAUGAA